This is a messenger RNA of Colletotrichum phormii, 2420 nucleotides long. RefSeq names its product alpha amylase. Lineage: Eukaryota; Fungi; Ascomycota; Sordariomycetes; Glomerellales; Glomerellaceae. The transcript is spliced from 2 exons. The record is from RefSeq and is a predicted model, not a curated record. Gene Ontology annotation, molecular function: alpha-amylase activity; calcium ion binding. Gene Ontology annotation, biological process: carbohydrate catabolic process. Bases 386 to 1978 code for a protein of 530 amino acids.
CGACCCUCGUGUUCACAGCGUGAGUCUCGUUUUGACGCGCUUGGCCCCUCUUCUUUCACUGUCAACCGAUCAACCGACUCCACGUCCUCCUCUAGUCACUCGUCUAAUCUACCCGGGCUUCCCACCCCUUUUUUCACUUGCAAGCUCCCAAGAGCCAGUCACUCGUUGCCACUCCAUUGAAGGGUUCCCCGUCCAUUCGUUCAUCGGUCCUGUCCCUCUUACAUCCCAAACGUCUAUAUCGUUGUGUGUGCGCCGCAAAUCCUCUCCGACCCUAUCCAUUCCUUUCAUCACGCUCGCACCCAAGCGCAAAACCAAUUGUUAAUUCAACGCCCACACGCGGCGCAGUCGUUCGUUCAAACAGACAUCAUCAAUCACAAUCAUCACCAUGCGUACCUCAACACUUGCGUGGGCCGCCGUCACGGCCCUCUCUGCCCUCGUCGAGGCUGCCGACCUCGAGGCAUGGAAGUCCAGAUCCAUCUACCAGAUCAUGAUUGAUCGUUACGCCCAUACCGAUGGCUCGACCGAUCACGAGUGCGAGCUCUACAAGUUCUGUGGUGGCACAUGGGCCGGCUUGACCAACAAGCUCGACUACAUCCAAGGCAUGGGCUUCACUGCCAUUCAGAUCAGCCCUAUCGUCAAGAACAUGGAUGACGACACCGCCGUCGGUGAGGCUUACCACGGCUACUGGUCCCUCGACAACUACGCCCUCAACGACAAGUUCGGUACCUCGGACGACUUCAACAACCUGGUCAAGGAGAUGCACAACCGUGACAUGUACCUCAUGGUCGAUGUCGUCGUCAACAACAUGGUUCAGAAGCUCGACAGCCUUCCCCCCAAGCUCGACUACUCCAAGUUCAACCCCUUCAACGAGGAGUCCGACUUCCACCCUUACUGCAACGUCACCGAGUGGGACAACAGCACCAACUACCAAGACUGCUGGCUCUACCCCUACGGCGUUGCUCUCGCCGAUUUGGCCACUGAGAAGACCGCCGUCGUCGAUGAGUUUGGCAAGUGGAUCAAGGAACUCGUCUCCAACUACUCCAUUGAUGGUCUCCGUAUCGAUGCCGCCAAGCACGUCAACGAUGCCUUCCUGCCUACCUUUGUCAACGCCUCCGGCGUCUUCGCCUUCGGUGAGGUCCUGACCGGAGCCCCCGCCGAUUUCUGCCGCUACCAGACCCUGAACCUGUUGCCCGGCAUGCCCAACUACAUCGAGUACUACCCCCUCAACAAGGUCUUCUUCGGUGGUGACAUGAACGAGCUCGCCGACUGGCGCUCCCAGGCCCGCGAUAGCUGCACCGACAUCUUCGCCCUCGGAUCUUUCGUCGAGAACCACGACAUGCCCCGUUUCGCCGUCUACGAUGAGGACAUUGAGCUCGCCAAGAACGCCAUGGCUUACAUCCUUUUGACUGACGGCAUCCCCACCGUCUACCAGGGACAGGAGCAGCACUUCAACGGUAACUCGACUCCCUUCAACCGUGAACCCCUUUGGCAAUCCAAGUACGACACCACGGCGCCCAUCUACCAGCUCACCUCCACCCUCCUCAAGACCCGCAACGCCCUCCAGGCCACCAACAAGGACUUCGCCACCACGGCCUCUGAGCAGCUCUUCGUCGAGAACACUCACCUGUGCCUGCGCAAGGGCCCCGAGGGCGCCCAGGUCGUCUUCUGCGUCACCAACAAGAGCUCUAAGGGCGACAGCUACCAGCUCAGCGUUGGCGGCUUCAACCCCGGUGAUGCUGUCGUCGAGGUCACCACCUGCGGCACCAGCACCGCCGACGGCACCGGUAACGUCACUCUGUACAUGGAGAAGGGCGAGCCCCGCGCUGUCGUUCUUGCGUCUUCCAUUGACGCCACCAAGAUCUGCCCCAACGGCACUACCGCGGCUGGCCAGAGCAAGAGCGCGGCUGGCUUCAUCGGCAGCAGCAUGACCCUGGUCCUGGCUUCCGUCAUGGCCGUUUCUUUUGCGCUCCUCGCAUAAGCAACCACUGCUUGGUUGUAGAUGUGAGACAUUGAUCAAGGGCGAAAAAAGGAAGAAGCCGAGCAAGAGAAGAAGAAAAAAGGGCGUGACUCGGGCGGGGUGUACUGCGAGCCAGACACAUGUUUUCUUCUUCCCAAUGUCGAGAUUUUUUUCGCAAAGCGGAGUUUGGAUAAUUCAAUGGCGGCUAUCAUGAAGCAGACUACCAUCAUCUCUUAUCACCAUCUUGUGUGUAAUUAUCCUCACCCCCCGGACCGCAGAUUCCCUCGAAGCUCUCACGUGGUCUGGUGAGUAAUGCAUAUUUCCCUCCUUUAUACUGUACUUGUUUUAUUUUGCUUGCAUUUGUUCAUAGUGAUACCAGACCAAUCUUUUUGCAAAUAAAUUAGUCAUAAACAUCAACUUGAGCUUCUGUGAGAAUUGACAAAACGACAUAUUCAACGUCCAG